AGUCGGGCACACUGGACCAGUCCGAAAAACCUGUUGGCUUGUGCGUAGCAGUGAAUUUUGUGGAGAAGAGCAGGCAGGCAGCCAAGAUGAGCAAGGAAAUCCCUUUGGCCACCGUUAACCAGCACAACAAGGCCACGGAUCUGUGGGUGGUCAUCAACAACAAGGUGUACGAUGUGACCAAGUUCCGGCUCGAGCAUCCUGGCGGCGAAGACUCACUGGUGGAUGUGGCUGGUCGCGAUGCCACCAAGGACUUCAAUGACGUGGGUCACAGCUCCGAGGCGAGAGAAAUGCUAAAGAAGUACUACGUCGGUGACCUGGCUGCUGCGGACAUCAAGCAGAAGAGCCCAAUUAGCUGCCGCCAUGUGGCAUUGGCCCUGGGCGCCGCCUUCAUCGGCAUCACCCUGGUCUAUGUGAUCCGACGCGGAGUGGCCAGGAAUUAAUCUGCGGCCUCGGGCGAUUUCACCACUGACCAGCUGCAUUCCGUGAUUCCAGACAUAUUCCUUCAACUUGGAUAAUCAUUUUCCACACAUUUGAUACGCAAUAAAUUGUACAAAUUGCUUAAAUACACAA
Molecule: messenger RNA, 570 nt
Organism: Drosophila santomea
Lineage: Eukaryota; Metazoa; Arthropoda; Insecta; Diptera; Drosophilidae
Product: cytochrome b5
Exons: 4
Coding region: 87-440 (117 amino acids)
Cellular component (GO): membrane; intracellular membrane-bounded organelle
Molecular function (GO): heme binding
Source: RefSeq, a predicted model, not a curated record